AUGGCCAGAAGGGUUAUCGAUGAUCGAUUCCACAACCCUGCACCUCUGUGUCGGGGCCUGACCGUGCCCUCUGACUCCCGAGCCCUGAGAGCACAGCUGAAGCUAACUGCAGAUAAUUGUUCAGGCUUCAGCGGUUCUGAGGUGGAGUUUCCUUUCUCAGACCAGCAGCGCCUUCAGUCUUACAAUGCGUGCCUCCAUGAACAUGUCUGUAUCAUAGACAGCUCCUUUGCUCUGCAACUUUUCUGUGCCUGCCAGAUGGCUCCAAAGUCAGUUCACUUUAACAACUGUCCCCAAAUUCCACUGCCCCCUGGCGCAUGUGGGACUUCGGAGCCAAAAGACUCUUUCCAAGUCAGCACCACAACAUUGACGAAGAUAAGGAGAAACCAGGAAGAUGAUACCUGUCAUGUUAUUUUCCUAACAGAAAAUUCUAUCACCCAUGAGCCGUGUGCAUUUAACUCGAGUCUAGACAAAUCUCCUGUUUCUGAUGUCCCCGAGGAAGAGAAAAGCGACGGAAUACAAAGUGGCCAGGAACGGUCUGGGUUUCGUGUUUAUGUGUAUCUUCUUAACCGAGGACCCUCCGAUGUGAGCAUCGAGCAGCCCCCAGCGCUGAGGAGACAGCUCGCCCCCCGCCCCUUCUCCCGUCUGGCUGGGGCCGGGGUUCGCCCAAACCAGAAGCGGAGUCCCGGUCGGCGCGCGGCGGCGGGAGACCGGGCUGGGGACCAAGGCGGGCCGAGUUCGCCAGGAGCCGGCCGCCGCCGCCACUACCGACCGCCCACGCUCCGGGCCGCAGGCGCCUCUCCCGCCGGGAAGCCUCUCGUAGCCCCCCCAAAGGCGACCUCACCCGGUCACCGCAGCCUCGCUCUCUCAUAUCCAUUCAGGGAACCCUUCCACUGCCUAGUUGGCCCCCAUUAUUGCGAGGAGCUGCAGCCGCAGGAUGCCGCCACCACCACCACACACACACGUCCGGGGCGCCCCCCUUUCCUCUUGUCGCAGGCUACCCUAGAGGCUCCCCCAGCUCUCAGACAAACUCCCGCCACCCCCGCAUCUCAGCCCCAAGCGCGCCGCCGCCCACGACAGCGGAGCAGGGGAAACUGCACAAUAAAAGUUGCUUUCCGCGAAGCCUAAUCGAGGUCAAUGUUUAACCAUUUCGGAAAACACGCGCGACAAAAGUCAGCGGGAGAGAGGAGGGAGGACUAGAUCACGGCACCGCUAAAAAUACCCGGGCUCGCAGCCCUGCGCACGCCCGGGGGCCUGAUGCACUUUAGCUCAGCGACCCCCACUGGCGGAAUCCUGGCGCGCACGGCGCGCCGCGCGA
Herpailurus yagouaroundi (jaguarundi) is the source of this 1315-nucleotide messenger RNA. RefSeq lists its product as uncharacterized. Lineage: Eukaryota; Metazoa; Chordata; Mammalia; Carnivora; Felidae. The transcript has 5 exons. The record is from RefSeq and is a predicted model, not a curated record. The coding region runs from base 1 to 1125 and encodes 374 amino acids.